Molecule: messenger RNA, 5092 nt
Organism: Nothobranchius furzeri (turquoise killifish)
Lineage: Eukaryota; Metazoa; Chordata; Actinopteri; Cyprinodontiformes; Nothobranchiidae
Gene: cadm4
Product: cell adhesion molecule 4
Biological process (GO): negative regulation of peptidyl-tyrosine phosphorylation; regulation of wound healing; regulation of Rac protein signal transduction
Cellular component (GO): cell-cell contact zone
Molecular function (GO): vascular endothelial growth factor receptor 2 binding
Source: RefSeq, a predicted model, not a curated record
GGAGACUUGUGACGACCCACUCAGCUUCGGCAGACGUGUCAGGGCCGCCGCCGCCGCUAAAGCUCCUCGUGUUUGCACUGGGGCGCUGAAAGAGAGCGAGCGCGUGUGCAGCAAUGCAAAAGUGACACCCACGUUUUAUUCCAGCAGAUAGUGCUCAGUGAGGUGUGCGCUUCAGCUUGUCACGCUUUGUUUCUACUCCACUCACAUCCACACGCACGCACAUUACAGACCUGCACGGCUCUGCGGUCCAACGGCACAUCAGGUCCUGACAAUCAUCAGAGCUCUGCCUGGACCUUAAACACCGCAGGUUUCAGAUCAGCGCGUGUGAGUAAGUGCGUACCUGGAGUGCACCUGGGCGCCGACUCAAGCCACUUGAGCAUGUUGGAGAGGAAGUGUCGGACAGGUCGAUUGUGCACGAUCACGCUGUCUGAUAACCUGUGAUUAUUCUGAGGCGCCUAAAUUACACUGAAAAGUCACUCUCCAUUCACGCUGCGGCGUGUACUUGAUACUGUAUCGACGAGAUUCCAGCAUUCAAGCAAAUAACCGUCGGUUCCUCCGGGGGGAAAUGGCAGAGCGAGAUGUGUAAUAUCUGAAACUAAAGUGUCUGACUGCAGUUUGCUCUGCCCUUUGCAAGUUGGCUAUUCUACACAGGGCAAGCACUUUCACUCUCUAUCUUUACGGAGCAGCACUCAGCGUGAUGGAUUUUAUUUAACCUUAGCUAUCUCCAGAUGAGUUGCAGCAAGAUAGUGUCUCGGUCUCUCCAAAGGUCUGCUUGGUUUGGUUAUGGCUUAAAGGAACAUUGACUCCUGAUUGCUGAUUUGUUGUGUGAGGAGUGCUGAAAAGUCUCAUUUGAUUGAUCAUGAUGCAAUACGUCUGAGGUGGAAUUCAUCCUCGAGGGCACAGCUCUGCGUUUAUUCUGAACCUUAGCGUACAGUUAGCAGCUGUAGAGAUGAAUUGAACUUGCUUUUGUUUCUUGGGCGCUAUCUGACUGAAAUAUGUUGUUAUCGAUGUUCUUAGUUCUGUGGUUUGACCUAAAUAAGACAAGGAGCCUGUUUGCUGUUGUGGUUAAGUGUGUCGCUGAUUGUUAGGCCGGCUUCUGCUCUGGAUUUACGCAGCUCUGUGUUUGACAUCGGGGGGAGAUAAUUAGGUUGUCUCUCUUUAGGCUGGUUGCAGAGAUAUUGUUGUUUAUUGGGACCUGAGGAUUGAGCGUCACUGUUUCGAGUUGGUUAAGUGGUACGGAGUUGCUGGAACUUUCUAAGCAGCCCCAGCUGCUGCAGUAAUCAUCAUAGCUGCUACUCUGAGCUCAUAUGUGGGUGCCGUGUGGUAUAGUGUCUAAAUUACUGCUUCUGUUGCCACCCAGAGCGCCAACCGGACUUCUGAGCACCUCUUCGAGUCGGUCCUAAGUGACUUUGCAGCAAAAGCAUACAGUGCAAGACAUAAGGGGAGGUUUUUAUGUAGCUUACCCCUAAUCAACGUUUAUCUCACCACUAAAGUAAAGCUGAGCAGUCUGCACGUGUCUGCAGCAUUGCAGCUGAGAACGCACCAUAGUGUGUGUGUGUGUGUGUGUGUGUGUGUCCGUGUGUCCGGAGUAGUUUGUCCACAGCGGUUCAGGAGGGGUUACAGAGGAACCAUUGAUCAAAUGUGCAGAGCCACUCACACUUACAAGCUCACACACACACACACACAACAUUUCACCACACAAUGAGGACUGUCCAGAGCUCUGCCCUCUGCUGCCUCCUCCCUGCAUCCUUCUCUCCUGCCCUGCACUGCCUGGUCCUGCUCCUGCUCUGCAUCACUCCUCGUUGUCAAGCGGUGCAGGCCGAGAAUGUGACAGUCCUGGAGGGAGGCACGGCCCAGAUCUCUUGCCGCCUGCAGAAGUACGACGGCUCAAUCGUGGUCAUCCAGAAUCCCCGACGUCAGACUCUGUUCUUCAAUGGAACGCGAGCACUGAAGGACGACCGCUUCCAGAUGAUGCUCUUCAGUCCAACCAUGGUGCGCAUCACACUGACCAACGUCAGCGUGUCGGAUGAGGGCGGCUACUUCUGCCAGCUUUACACGGAUUCAACACACCACCAGGUGGCGACACUUUCCGUGUCGGUUCCCCCGGAGAUUCCUACAGUGGAAGUGAAGCAGGAGGCCGUGGAGGGCGGCGAGGCUGAGCUCACCUGCGUGUCGCCUCGCAGCAAGCCGGCCGCCACCCUGCGAUGGAUGCGAAAUGGCCGUGAGAUACCAGGUGUUGUGUCCCAGCAGGACAACGGAAAGACAUUCAGCGUGUCCAGCACCAUCCGCAUCCCGGUGGAGAGGAAAGACAACGGGGCGGCGUUGAACUGCGAGGCUCUCCACCCCUCGCUGGGCGGGCAGAAUAGGGUUCGACGUUAUCGACUGGACGUGUAUUUUGCUCCCACAGUGAGAAUCAUUCCUCCUUCAGGCAUUUUGCGCGAGGGCGACUCGCUCAGCCUCACCUGCUCCAUCACCGGGAAUCCUUUGCCCAGAACCACUCAGUGGUCCAAGAUAAACGACACCUUACCGGAGAGGGCAGAGAUUUCCGGACCCACUCUCCAGAUCGCCCGUCUCAGCCAAUCACACAACGGGACAUACCUGUGCCAAGCCCAGAACAACUACGGCCGCGCCGCCGAUUAUUACACCCUGCUGGUGUACGAUAAUGUGUCACUCACUACCACGGUUCCUACCACCCAACUAAUCACCUCACAUCCUACCACCUCAGUCCUUCCAUCAUCCAGCAUCGCCCCGGAACCGAGAGAUCCCGGUGCAGUGGUAGAGACCCACAGCGCAGUACCGUACGCGGUGAUAGGUGGCGUUCUAGCUCUGCUGGUCUUCACCGUCAUCUGCGUCCUCAUCGUCACCAUUUGGUGCUCCGUCCGGCAGAAAGGUUCCUAUCUUACCCAUGAGGCCAGCGGGUUGGAUGAACACGGUGAGGUGCAGGAGGCCUUCCUCAACGGGAACGACGUCAGCCAGGGCAAGAAGGAGUACCUACUGUAGCCCUUCUCUCUCCUUGAUCCCUUAUCUUCUGACCUCGCACCCCUUUCCAGUCCCUCUCCCUUUUCUCCCAACUUAUAUACAGUACACACACACACACACACACACACACACGCACUCACAAACAUUUCUAUACAAUGCGCCAUGACAGGCGGCCUUCUGAAAGUGACUGUAUACAGAUCCUGCACACAGCCCAUCCAUCACACUCCAUUCCACUCCAUGAGCUCCACACACACUCCCAUAACCCCUGAGACAGCCGGAGAGACGGAGAGCCUCCAGGCCACGCAGACGCUAACGACCGCGCCGUAUACACCACUGUAAGUCGAAGACACUGGGGGGAAGCAGAGGCAGCGCGAGACAUCGGAGACAGAGUGAAGUGAAUGUAGACAAAAGCGAAAUGAUGCCAUAAUUAUUUUGAUCGAGAGGGAAGAGGGCAACACAAUGGAAAGCGGCACUCUGGCUGUGUCGCCGCCAAAGUGGAAGGGGAAUUAGAGGCAGAUGACUGCUAUAAUUCGCUGCCUGGAGAAUAGAAGAACCCAUUUCACAAAGCUCAAUCUUCAACUGAAGGAGACAGCGGGCGAGCAGCGUGAUGAUGGAGGCGGGGCUAAGAUGGGGAGAGCUGAACAGGAUCUAUUUAUCGCUCGAUGGUAAAUUGCCAAAGUACGUUGUCCGCUGAGCAGCCAGAGUACCAGGAAGUAUCUACUUUUUAGGCCCAAACGUAACUUUUCGGUUAGGCUGCAAGUUGGUUUUUAUAGGGGACAAAAAUAAAGUUUUUAAAGUUCUAUGAUCUGUACAAAACUUGUUUGUGAAGUACUUUUAACAAAAUCAAGAAGUUUCAGAACGAGCCGUUUCGGGGCAAAUAAGCUGUUACUGGCCACGCCCACCAAUUCCGUUAUUGGCUGCUAUGGGUCGAGGAGCUCGGAUACCCAGCAGGGGCUCGGAGUUGAGCCGCUGCUCCUCCAGGUCCAACGCGGCAGCAUCUGUAAGCGUCCGAAAGUGAGCAGGUGGCUCUACGCUAGCUUUUUUAUGAUUCACAGAAGCUUAUGAUUCCUGAAGUCUAACAGAAAAUUAAUAGAUGGUUUUUAUUCACAUUUAGUGAGUUUAUAGAGGAAGUAGAGUUCAAAAUGUAGCACUAAAGGAUUUUGGAUAAUAUGUCCCCUUUAAAAGUAAGUUUGUACCUUUUAACUGCAAAAGUGAAGGAAAAUAUGCUUCUCGGUUCCUGUCACUAGUUUACAACAUAGUCCAGCCUCUCUGUCCCCGUCUGUUGCUGCUCCUAACGUUGGCCCUGAGGAAUGAGAGGGUUAGCGCCGGGCUGCGUUCCUGAGGAAGAAGAAAGGAAGGUGACUUGCCAAGACAUAAAAAAAGAAGCUUCGUUAUUUUUCGAAUGUCAUUAAGAGGCUCAAAAGGUUUUAAAGUCCUUAGGAAGGAUAGAAGAAGUGAAUGAGUGAACCGAGUGGAUGGAUUAUUUCCCGUGCAGCUUCAAACACACAUUCAUACAUGCGGUAAACACGUCGGCAGAACAAGCAUACAUAUCACUGAAGUCUUUGUAUAAAAAACCAGAACAGUGACGUAAAUUAAAUGAAACUUUUAAGAAAACUGUUUACUAUUGAAACGCAUUAUGAAGCAACUAUACUAACACAGAAUAUUAGCCUAUAGAGGUGCAAACCGAACAAACUACUGUCCAGUGAUCUUUAAAAAAAUGAUGAAAAAGAAUAAAAAAAUCAUUUGUCUUUGAGAAACCAGAGGUCUUAUCAGUUUUUUAAUGAUUAUUAUUAUUAUUUGAACAAUUCCGAUUGUUGUUACUGUUAUUAUUAUUGCCGUUGUUAUUAUUAUAAUUGUAAAUGUUAAAGAAAUGUACACUUUUCAUGGUUUGUUUUUGGUUUUACUAUAAAAGAAAUGCUGUUAUUUUUUCCUCCUACCUUUUCUCUCUUUCUCAGUAUUUCUCUCUCUCUGUCUCUUGUGCCUAGUCGUCUCUUCUCCUGUCUUACACACUCGUUUAUUUUAGAGUCCACGUGUCACUGUUGAUAUAUAGCUAACUAUUUCUUUAUAGGGGAAGGAUACAAAGCACGACAAAAUAAAAGAGAAUCCAAAAAUA